AUGGACGUUCAAAAUAACUAUCAAAAUUAUAAGGAGCCGUCUCCCGACGCCAAGGAGACGAAUUCGAAUAUCGAAAGUGCUCGAUCGACCCAAAUAUCGAAAACUGACAUGCAAUCGACAGUGUUGAAUCAAACUAAAGCGUCAAAACGAUCAUUCGACGUGGCUUUUCUCAUGAUGCCGGACGAAAAAGUGAGGCAGAAACAACCUGAGCGACAAUUGAGAGUUUCUAAACAAUUGUUCAGCACGGAAGAGUGGGAACAUUCGACGAAACGAGCGACAGAUGUCUACAAGCACAGUGAUCUUUCGAAUGAUGUUUUAGACGAUAAAGAACAAGAUGAAGACAGGAUUCGAGUUAAUAACAACAUGUCACCGAGCUUUGGUUCCGACAUCAACAUUGACGUGGGCACAGACGAGUUUCCGAGCAAAUCUACAUACUUCAGUGAUUCAGAUACUUCUGAACUUUCAAGAAGUCGCCCUAAUUCUAACGAGAGUGCAGCGAGACAACCAAAAUUUUUACCCGAAUAUAAAAGUAAAAUAUUCGAUGAUCCAACGUUAAUCAGCAUGCAGUCGAGAGCGAGGUACGAGAGCAGGUAUGGUGAGAAAACUCAUGAGAUAUCACCGAAGAGCGCUUUUACGAAAGUAUCAAAUUUCACUGUUAGGUCACCGAAUCCAUCAGUUAGUCCAGACAAUCUUCUUUACCAGAACUCAAUAAGCCCUCCUUUGUCUGCAUCCAGUCCUCCGACGAGCUACACCAAAGCAGCAGCGUUUACUAACAUGAUUACUCCGGCACAUUUGCUAAAUGGUAAUAACUUCUUUAAAAACCAAAACGUACCUUCAACUUCGCCAAGUUAUCCAGAACCAAGCCUUAUGCCGCAAAGAGCACAAGCAUUUAAAGGAAUAGAAUACCAAGGGAAGCAAGUUGAUCCAAAAACACCACAGAUAUCACCUAACAAAAUGAAUUUUCUACCGUUCCGCCCCGAAAUACCGUAUCUUCAAGCGGGAUCAUCAUAUCCGUUCGGCGUACAGAACUUCCAACAACCUAAUUCUGAUUUUAUGAAGUUUCCUGUUUCCCCAAGGGAGACGGUAGGUCCACUGAUAGCGAAUCCAGCCGCAGCUAUCUUAAGCACACUGUUACCGCCCACCUUGGCGGCGUUCUCGCUGCCAGCACAAAACGUGUGUGCCAAAUGCAGCAUCAGUUUUCGGAUGACGUCCGAUCUGGUGUACCACAUGCGGACCCAUCAUAAGAGUGAAACAUCUAAUGACCCUAAUAGGAGGAAAAGGGAAGAGAAACUAAAAUGUCCAGUUUGUAAUGAGAGCUUUAGAGAGAGACACCAUUUAACCAGACAUAUGACCGCACAUCAAGACAAAGAAGGAGAUAUGGACGAUAUGUCACCGGCAAACUUUAAUAAAAAAAGCAAACAAUUUUUUAACAAUGGCUCCAUUUUACAUAAGUGA
Messenger RNA from Parnassius apollo (apollo), 1455 nucleotides. Lineage: Eukaryota; Metazoa; Arthropoda; Insecta; Lepidoptera; Papilionidae. The record is from the annotation of a GenBank genome assembly.